Messenger RNA from Saccostrea echinata, 2051 nucleotides. RefSeq lists its product as uncharacterized. The record is from RefSeq and is a predicted model, not a curated record. Lineage: Eukaryota; Metazoa; Mollusca; Bivalvia; Ostreida; Ostreidae. The transcript is spliced from 3 exons. Bases 52 to 1623 code for a protein of 523 amino acids.
GGACGCGCUGAAAACAAAAAGUAUUUGGAUUAUACCAGUCGCAUAAAGGAAAUGGCUGCUGACGAUAAAACAAAGCUGAUCUUGCAUGUGGACCAUUUGUACAAAACAAAAUUAUUUCAUUGCCAUGAAUCUAACUGUUGUGAUGGAAAUUUAAAUCAAUUUCUCACUGGAAAAGAAACCGCAGAAGAUAUUGACAAAGUACUGAGAGGAUUAAUAUACCUGUCUCAGCGAAAUCAAAUUCUCAAGACUGUUUGCAGCAAACAUUUUGUUGUGACCUUUAACAGAAAACCAUGGAAAAUUUCUCAAAAAAUAACAUUUAAGAAGAAUGGAAAAAUACUGAAGGUGUAUCCAUUCUUAUUUGAAGUUACUUUGACAUGUAAGAAAAGCUACUUAAAAGUUCAGGGAAAAGAUACAGAUCAUUGUGUACUGGAAGAUAAUAAUACAACUCAAAAAUCCAGCACAAGAAGUUCAAGGAGGGUCCAAAAUAGAAGCAGCCAGCUUUCAGAGGAGCAAAGCCCGAUGGAGGAUGUAAGAAGUCAGAGUGGAACAAGAUAUUCAUCAAUAUUAAGAAAACAGAAACAGCCUCUCAGAUGCAUUCCAUCUCGCCAAAGGAAACCAAAGAGAAAUCUAAGACAGAGGUCACAUGAAGAGAGAGCUUCUGGACUGAGCUUUGAUCAGAAUGUCACCUCAUCUUCUGAGGAUGAAAACAGAGAUACUGAUACUGAAAAGCAUCACCCCAGAAAAAAAGGAAGAAGGGCUAUCAAGAAACCAAGCAUUGAACAGAAUGUGACCUCUUCAGAUUUUGAGGAUGAGCACGGUGAUUCCGUCGAAGGAAAUGGAAACAAUCACGCAAGAAAAAAAAGAAAAAGGACAAAAAGGAAACCAGAAUCCAAUGGAGACUGGCUGGAUAGAACUAGAUUUGUUGUUGUACAAUCACCAGAAACUCACCUUAAUACCUCUGGAGACAUUCCUCUUAAUGUUCUCACAGAAAUGUCUGCCAAAAAAAGAAUCAGAGAAAAUGAUAGUUCUCUCCUGGAAAAAACAUACGCAGGGAAAGGCGACAAGUCAGUGCAAAUGGGCAAGUCCUUCCACACAACAUUAAAUAUAGUGGAAGAGGAAGAUGGACAAGUUGCAGAUAUUCUGGGCACAGCACUGAAGAAGUCUAAAAAGAGUUGUAACACAACUGUAAAUGUAUCUGUUCUUGAACAGUCAUGCAGACAUAAAAAGGGACUUAACUUGUACAAGGGCACUGAUGCCCCUCUUUUGAAUCUCCCUAGUUUGGAAAGUUCUCUUAUUGAUCCACCUAGUGAUGUGACGCAGCAUUUAAAUUUCAAAGACUCAUUUCCAAGUCCACAAGUUGGAUUAGAAUUAAAAGGACAGAGGGAAAAUGUGAAUGCAUCUUUGAUACCAUUGAGCAGGUUUAACAGUGUUGAUUUUCCGGUCAAAGACCGACAUUUAAUUGAAAGGGAAGAAAUUGCCGAGGACAUUAAACUUCAGGAGAUGUCAAAACCUGAUUCUGAUAAGAAAUCUGGUGUAGGAAGACUGAGCUUUGGGAAGAAUCUCUGGGAGACAUUGGACACUUAUUUUAUUUCCCCGGUCAAAUCAAUAUUUGAAGGGAAAUAAUUGCUGAAAUUUGGUAUAUUGCAUAUUUGAUGUAAAGGAUGAACAUGACUUCUACAAAGAAAACAGAUACAUGAAAGUUUUUGAUUGCUUAAUCAGGAUUUUUUAUGUUUAUAGCUUUCAUACUUCAAAUACCAACAGGUUGUUACAGUGUAGUACAUGUAUUCUGAAGUGUAACAAAAAAUCUUGUGAUACAAUGCCAUGAAUGGUCAGAAACUUAGCACAAUUAUCAAUAUUUGUGUUGUCUUAUAGUUUAUCCUUUUUUUGCACACAUUUUUGUGUGUUAUUUUAAUGAUGUAGAUGAAGAACACUUUAGGACUAAUAAGAAAUGGAAAUGUAUAUUUUUAAAAUAAUUUAAUUAUCUUGAGAUGCAAAUUUUUAUAUCUUACACUUUUUUAAUUUUAUGUAUAAAAGAACAAUCUCUCAAUAAA